AUGAGUCUAAAUGGAAAUGAAAAUUUAUUGCUAAGCGUUAAUGGACCCUCUGCAACAACGAAAGUCAAACCAGUCAGUCAAAAAUUUGAAAACAUGCCAGCUGAACGACCAUUUAAACACGCGGUCAAACAUGCAACAAAAACGGACGAUUUAAAAAGAAAAGACAAUGUAUCAACUGAAUUAUAUGAAGAAUCAAAAAAAGUUGUAGAGCAGUCGUUGCUCUUAAAAACAAGUGAUCAAAAGAAAAAGCCUAUCGUACAAACAAAGCCUGCUUUACAAAAUAAACCGGCUAACUUGAAAAAGGUUGAAAACAAGCCAAACGAUGAAAUAAAUAAUCAAAUGCAAACUAUUAAAGCCGAACCAUCUUCAAAAAAUAUAAAUAUUCCAAACCGCAAGAUAAGCGAAACGACGCACGGAACAACCACCAACGCAAAUUUUACUAAAAGCAGAGAAAAAAUUCCAUCCAAUAUUUCAAAUAUUUUGCCAGAAUUUGAAUCAGAAACAAAUGUAAAAAAUUCAUUUUUACAUAAUCAAUUAGCAAAAGCCAAAAUAUCAAAACAAGUUGAUGGUGAAAAUUUUCAGCUGAUUAAGCACUCUGAUAAUUCGAUAUCACAAAAACUAGAUAAGUUUUCAACUGUUCCAAAAUUAUUCAUUCCAUUAAAUAAUGAGAACACAAAACCAACUGAAUCAAAAACGAAAGAAAAAGCAUGCGUUAAUAGGCUGGAAUCUGAAAAUGGAGCUAAGCCUCCUCAUUGUAAAACCAAUGAAUCGACAUCUCUUUUCUUGGCUCAGAAAAAAAAUAAGCCAAUUACGAUGGCUCCAUCAUUAAAAGUUAGUUUAAAAAAUGAAAUAGUUGAAGACAAUGUAUUUCUCGAUGAAGCUAGAUUAAGUGUAAAAAACGAACAAAUAAUUAAAACUAGUGGUGAUAUAAUAAAAACUUACAAACAUCUUUCAACGCCAAUAAAUGCUUCAAAAGGACCUAGAAAACCAGCAAGACCGCCGUUUGUUACGUUGGAUUCUCUGGAUGACGACAUAAAAAACCAGAUAAAAAUACCCACUAAAUCUUUUCUAAGCAGAUCAUUAAAAAUGGAAACAACUUUAAGAAAAAAUAAAAUUGGAAAAAUUCAAGAAGAUAAUGAAAAAAAUAAUCCGUCAGCACAAGAAUCUAGACCUAUAUCACUUUUUACAGAAGAAGAGGAAAUGGAAGAGGAGAAAAGAGCACAUCUAAAAAAAAAAUCUCAAUCAUUUAAACCGUCAUUGCCACAUCAAAAUACGGUUUGUCAAUCUGGCUCUAUUGUCAGAGGAGCGGCCCCUCCUGUGCCAACAAAUGACAAACAAACAAACAUGAACUCGGUAGAGGAAAUUUAUGAUGACGUGGCAAAUAACGAGGAGGAUGUUAUUGAAGAGCUAUAUGAAGAACUGGGUUAA
Messenger RNA from Helobdella robusta, 1428 nucleotides. RefSeq lists its product as hypothetical. The transcript has a single exon. Bases 1 to 1428 code for a protein of 475 amino acids. NCBI's taxonomy places the organism in Eukaryota, Metazoa, Annelida, Clitellata, Rhynchobdellida, Glossiphoniidae. The record is from RefSeq and is a predicted model, not a curated record.